This is a messenger RNA of Cylicostephanus goldi, 396 nucleotides long. The record is from the annotation of a GenBank genome assembly. NCBI's taxonomy places the organism in Eukaryota, Metazoa, Nematoda, Chromadorea, Rhabditida, Strongylidae.
GCUAUAUUGGCGGUAUCAUUAUAUCUGCCCGGAUGGACAGGUGGUUCAGCAAAAAUCAUUGCUCAGUUGAGGUCGCAUGUGAAUGAACAAAUGCGAGCAAGAAUUGGAGUAAAUGUUGGCUUGACGAGCAUCAACAUCACUCUCAGAUAUGAAGAUCGGGUCGUAACAGAUCCGUAUUCUCGAAUUGAUAUGAGCCAACUUUACUAUAACGAAAAGUUUGACAUAUCUGGAGUUCCAGUUUCCUCAAUGGUCGAGGAAUUACGGUCAGCUUACCAGCGAGGAUUACCGUAUCCUAUACUUAGCGUCUUGGAGUAUUUUUCACUGAAUCAGGAUGCAUUCGAUUGGGGAAGACAUUACCGAACAGCCGGUCACUAUACCCACGCUGCAUUGAGGUAA